Gadus morhua (Atlantic cod) is the source of this 1194-nucleotide messenger RNA. RefSeq names its product protein unc-119 homolog B. Gene Ontology annotation, molecular function: lipid binding. Gene Ontology annotation, cellular component: cilium. The record is from RefSeq and is a predicted model, not a curated record. The transcript has 5 exons. Lineage: Eukaryota; Metazoa; Chordata; Actinopteri; Gadiformes; Gadidae. Bases 145 to 906 code for a protein of 253 amino acids. Gene Ontology annotation, biological process: cilium assembly; lipoprotein transport; nervous system development.
UGUGUCUUCCCCCUCCCAUCCUCCACCCCCUCGCGUCCCCCGUCCCCCCCAUCAUCUGCGACGCCAUCUUCUCGCGUUUAGAGCAAGAGCGAAGAUAAGACGCAAGACAACCGUAGACUCGACUCGAGAGGACCGCCGUGUGUCAUGAUGAGCGGAGCCAAAGCCCGCAGCGAUGCGCCUGUUGCUGACAACACCGUCUCUGGUAGCAGCGGCAGCAGCGCGCUCGGGGUCGGAAGCAGCGCCGCCGCUCCGCCGCGGGAGCGCAAGUCCAACGGAGGGGUUCUGAAGAGGCUCAGGUCCAGGAGGAGCCAGGUGGAGAGCAGGCCGGUGACUGAGGAGGACCUGCGGACCCAGAGUGGACAAAUCACGGCGGACGAGGUGCUGGGACUGCGCGUCGCCACUCGGGGGUAUCUCUGUAAACCAGAGGAGAACGUCUACAACAUUGACUUUGUACGAUUCAAGAUCAGAGACCUGGAGACAGGCACCGUUUUGUUUGAGAUCGCCAAGCCUCCAAAUAUGGAGGAGGACCAGGAGGGCAGGGACGUGGACCUGAGUGCCGGUCGCUUCGUCCGCUACCAAUUCACCCCCGCCUUCCUGAGACUGCGCACCGUGGGUGCCACUGUAGAGUUCACGGUGGGAAGUCGACCCCUGAACAACUUCCGCAUGAUCGAGAGGCACUACUUCCGCGAACACCUGCUCAAGAGCUUUGACUUCGACUUCGGCUUCUGCAUCCCCAACAGCCGCAACACCUGCGAACACAUUUACGAGUUCCCCCAGCUGUCUGAGGCCCUGGUUCGUCAAAUGGUGGAGUGUCCCUACGAGACCCGCUCUGACAGCUUCUACUUCGUGGACAACAGACUCGUCAUGCACAACAAGGCUGACUAUGCCUACAACGGUGGCCAGUAAUACCUGCCGGCCCUAUCAGACGAGUAGGCAACCAUGCACGUACCACGCACCCUUGGGCACGCUUGUCUCCACGUAGGCGCUGCUUAUGCCCAAUGCACCAAUGCGCACACGCGCACACGCACACACACACACACACACGCGCAUAUACGUGCACGUUCACAUACACACAAAUGCAGAACACACCGGAAGUCACCGAAGUUGGUUCUUGGUAUUUUUUUGGACAAUUUCUCGUGUAUAGCAACUGAAUCUGCUGUUGUUUCACUUGUGAGAAGUAAAGGGGACCACUUA